UUUUCUGCUCCCAUUAAAUUAGGGUGUUUUCACGAAAGUGACAAAGAGGUAACGGAUUGAUCAUGCGUUAGUAAAUGUUGAUAUUAUUUUCCUUUUGAACCUACCGUAAAAGACUAUCACUAGAAGGGCAAGGUGGGCGGAUGAUUGAAAAGGAAACCAGAUCACUACAGUAAAGUACUCGACCAUCGCCUCAGACGCGGGCUCUAGAUAUGACUUGAAGCUAGGAUAGAAGACAACCUCAUCUUGAAUCCUAAAUUAUAGAUGCAUUUGCUAAGCGGGGUGAAAUAAGAGAGGACAUCAACCUGCUGUCGUGUUUUAUAACAAGUAAAGUUAAGACAUGAAGCUAUGCUGCAGUAGAAGUGACAAUUAACAUGGCAACAGCAAGGUCACUCUCCAACCCUGACAAGGAGAAUUUUUUUCGUAUGAGUGUUUUAAUUGUAGAUUAUGCAUUGAAAGUAUUGCAAGAUGUUCUUCAAAAAGAGCUUGAAAAUAGGUAUCCCAAUUUAUUUGACCCUAACACAGGGUUGUUAUGUAGGGUGCUUGGUGAUGCAACUGUCAGGACAACACUGUUUGGAUUACCAUCAAGAGUGUUUAAUUACCACCAACGAAACCAGCUGUACCCUGCUAGGAAUCCCUCCACAUCAAUAACUAUUGGUGAUUUAGACAUCACACUGACUGUGCUUUUGCUGAGAAAUAUCACAUCAUUGAACCCACGUCCAGGGUUGAAUGCAUGGGACAACCCCUCUGACGCAGAUACAUCAACAGAAGCCACGAUUGGGAAAGUUAAAAGAUAUCGAAACAUUGUGUAUGGCCAUGCUAACAAGGCAGCAAUUAGUGCUCAAGAUUUUAGGGCACAUUUCUCAGAUCUCAAGUCCAUUUUGCGGUCUCUCUCUAGUAAGUUUACCAGUGAGGACUAUGAUUCCAUCUUGUCUGAACCUUUCAAUGCUGCUUCACUGGAGGAAAACCAGACCAUUCUGAAAGAAUGGUAUAAUUAUGACAAAGAUAUGAAAGAUUAUUUGAUGAGCAUGCAAGCUACAUUGGAAGAAAGUCAUGAACAAAUCAUACAUGGGUUGAAAGAAAGUGAAACAAAGUUGCAGGACCAUGUAGAACAGGUUCAUAAAAGAAGUGAAGACACUAUUCUUAGGAAGAUGGACAGUGACAAUCAGAAUACACAUAAUCAACUUGAGGAAAUCUCUCAAGGAAUCACACAUGUGAACGUAGAUCAGUCAGAGAUGGCCGACCAACUCCAACAGUCACAGAAGUUCAUGGAAGAGGUCACAAAUGCACAGAAAGAAGACUCACAGAAUAUACAAGCUCAGCUGGAAAAAGGAAGAGAAGAACUUGCAUCUUUAAGAUCAACACAAGGUCUGCACCUUCAAAUGACAAAAGAAAUGCAAGAAAAUGUCCAGACAAUAUGUGACAGAGACCGAGAUACACCAGAAUUUCAGAAAAUUCCAGGCUCAGUGGAUCUUGACAUCCAUAUGAGGAUCAGUCCUUCAGGCAUGGAAACAGUCAAAUCAUCAGCUAUCUUCUCCAGUAGUCAGAAGACACCAAGUCCAGAGGACACUCAGCCAGACAGGGAACCCUUACCCUCGGUGACAGGUGGAGGAAGUGAGGAAGACCAGAUCACUGGAAUAGCAGCUCAUCUGGAAGGUGAGGCAAUUAAGAACAUAACUCAGACAGAGAGCUCUGAUGAAGCACCAACUGCCUCAUCUCCUUCAGAAUCAGCUGUACAUAUACCUCUUCCAGAAGAUACUACCCCUCUAUGUGAAGCCAGAGACUUACACUUCAUGAAAAUGAGUGAGACUAUAAUGUCACGCACAACAAACUUUGAAGACAUUGAGAAGGCUAUUGGAUACAUAAAGGAAUAUCAUGCAAUGUUAUAUGAUACAAAGCGCCAGUGUUUUAUCCUCCGCUUGGUUUGUCCGUCAGUGCACUCACUGGACCAGCUGUGGCAAAGUUAUCACUGCGGUGAGCUACAGGCAGCUGUAGAAGAAAGUUUUGUCAACAUCAAGAACCUGGAGGAUUUGGGCCUGAGCCACAGCGACAUCAAUUUUUGGGUUGAAAUGGAGGAAGAUGAUUACAUUGAAUGUAGGAAAUACAUAAAGGAAAAUACAGAGUUGAAAGCAAUGAUUUACGAAGACUUGAAGAUGACAGUUCGUAAAGGUCCACAUGGCAGUGCAGAGCAGACUAUAUACGGCAUACGCCGAGCCCUGAUGGCAGCUUUCAGUCUACGGAAAGAAGACAUUCUGAUCAAAUGGUGGGACUAUGGACGUCCUGGUGACUCUGCUGUCAUAUGUUAUGGUAUACAACCUCAUCACGUGGAUCACAUUGAUGACAAUGUCCAGGAUUUACCCAAAGAUGUCCUCCGUGACCUAGGAGGAUUGACCAUCACUAUCGGCACAAACACUUUAAAAUUGACAGUUACCAAGACCAUCCCCAGGAGGAGUAGGUCUAGGUCUAGGUCUAGGACGUUGGAUGUCUCCAAUGUGCGCUCUUCUUCCAGCAAAAGACGAUUGGCUACUGGUGGAAAGAAGCCGAGAGACACCACCACACUUUCUUCUGAGACAGAAUCAACCGCUACUUCACCGGUUAAUGACGAUUUGUUGACACAGAGCAUUAUUGCUGAUCAAAAUGCAUCAAACACAGAUAUGCCAAGUGCUACUACCCCCUGUACUUCUUCUGACUCCUCUCUGCAAGAGACCAACGUUCAACAGCAAAUACCCAGUAUCAGCAGUCUGGGUGACAAUGUUUACACAGCUCAAGCAGCGUUCAGUGGUAGUGAGCCAGUGGUAGAGGUACCAGGUGAAGUGACUGAAAGAGAUGAAGGCAUAAGUAGACUGACAUCUGUCCCUCUGGAGCAUCAUGUCCAAGAUAGCGUCCCAACAGCGCAGGAAUUCUGUUUGCGCAAAUAUCAGCGCGAGUUGGCCGGCGAGGCCAUAAAAGGUACAAAUACCAUCAUCUGUGCCCCGACUGGAAGUGGCAAAACCCUGACUGUAGCAUAUAUCUGUCGCAUAAGAAGAAGCCAGUUGCUGAAAAAUGGCCAGAAAUUCAAAGCUGUUUUCAUCGUCUGUAUUAGAAAUCUAAUCCAGCAGCAAAAAGAUGCCUUCCAAACAAUUUUUCCACCCCAGGACAACAUCGUUGGUGCCGUAAGUCAGACAUCGGACAAUUUGAAGAGCUGUUUGUUGUACAAUGACAUUGUGAUGCUAACAGCACAGAUUCUUGUCAAUGCUAUUAAAGAAGGAGAUGUGAAAAUCACCGAUUUCAACCUAAUGAUAAUGGAUGAAUGUCACCACACAGAUUUGGAUCACCCAUACAACAUGAUAAUGAGGUUGUACAUGACGGAGAAAAAGAAUCGAGAUCAAAUAGGGGAGUCUACAGAGUGCCUUCCUCAGAUUAUAGGGCUGUCAGCCUCUCUGGGGACUGGAAAGGGAAGUGAUCCUCUGCAGCACUAUUAUCGGGUCUGCGCCAAUUUAGACUGCUUCACCAUCAGUCAUGUGAGGAACCCAGUGAAUGAAAAAGAGCUGCUUUGCAUUAACCCCAAACCUAAAAAAGAUCAGAUCAAACUGGUACCGCCUCGGUCUUCUGCUGAUCCCUUCGCCUUAAUGGUAAAACAAAUGAUGGAAGAAAGUGAAAGUGAAGUCAACUUUCCCAUGGGGACAUUUAAGAACUUUGAUAAGGGUAGUCAGGGAUACGAAAAUUGGGUCAUUGAAAAUAGAAACGAAGCCGAGCACCAAGCACUUCAUACACCUGAAAUGCGUAAUACUGUGAUAACUUGUCGAUUUCUAAGAGAUCUGAAUUCUGCCCUUAUGCUGUAUGAUGACCUUAGAGGAAAAGAUGCCCUGGAAUUCCUAACAAAAAAGAUUGUGAAUGAUGACCACAGUAUUCACAGUGAGUUGCCUGAGGUUGAAAAGAAGUUAAGGAAAAGAUUUUUGAGCCAGUAUGGAAGAUUGCAAUCCCAUUGUGAGAAAGAGUCUUCAACAUCAAACAAAAUGCUGGAAGAGCUGUACAGGCUGCUGACUGAACAGUUUGAAAAAAAUCCAGAAUCUAGGGGAAUCGUCCUUAUAAGAACCAGAGAAGGCUGCUCUGCCCUAGAGAGGUGCAUUCAUGAGAACAUUGACCAGAGAUUGGUGCGUGUGGGGAGGAUGACGGGGCAAAGCGGAGACACCAGUAUGACUGACGUCCAGCAGCUGAAAGUGAUUAAGGCCUUUAAGAAAGGUCUGGCUGAACCUGAUGGAAUAAAUCUUUUGGUUGCCACAGAUGUCGCACAGGAAGGUUUAGACAUCCCAAAAUGCAACUUGAUGAUUCGGUACAACUUUGUAAGCAAUGAGAUUGGCACGGUUCAAUCUAAAGGCCGUGCAAGGGCCAAGGAGAGCGAGUGUUAUCUCAUUGUGCCAGAUGGUUCAAUUAAUGCUGCCAGAGAGUUUCAGAACAUGUCAAAGGAGCAUGCAAUGAUGGAGGCUCUGAAGGACUUUGACAAACUGGACCCCGAGGAAGUGAGGAGGAACAUUAAGGUGAAACAGGAUGAACUGUGGGGCAGACAUCUUCAAUCACAAGCCCAAAGUAGUGCAAGACGGUCAGAACUGGAUGAUGGAACAGAUGUUAAAGUUCUGUGUAAAGAAUGCAAGACUAUUUUAUGCAGAGGAAAUUUUAUCAUUAAAAAGGGAAGUCACUAUAUCUGUGUAGAUCCAGAAUUUCCAAAGAAGAUUAAAGUGGAAACAGUACAAAGAAGAGACUUUAGAACUGAUGCACAAAUUG
Messenger RNA from Lingula anatina, 4758 nucleotides. RefSeq lists its product as uncharacterized. The record is from RefSeq and is a predicted model, not a curated record. Lineage: Eukaryota; Metazoa; Brachiopoda; Lingulata; Lingulida; Lingulidae. Gene Ontology annotation, molecular function: protein binding.